UUAUGCGCGGACACCGGACACCGGGCUGGGGCGGCGGCGGUGUCGGGGCCACACGUCCGUCCGCGGGUCGCCUGGACUGCUCUCGCCAUGGAGCCGCGGUGCCCGCCGCCUUGCGGCUGCUGCGAGCGGCUAGUGCUCAACGUGGCAGGGCUGCGCUUCGAGACGCGGGCGCGCACGCUGGGCCGCUUCCCGGACACGCUGCUCGGGGACCCGGUGCGCCGAGGCCGCUUCUACGACGGCGCGCGCCGCGAGUACUUCUUCGACCGGCACCGGGCCAGCUUCGACGCCGUGCUCUAUUACUACCAGUCGGGUGGGAGGCUGCGGCGGCCAGCGCACGUGCCGCUCGACAUCUUUCUGGAGGAGGUGGCCUUCUACGGGCUAGGCGCCACGGCGUUGGCGCGCCUGCGCGAGGACGAGGGUUGCGCUGCGCCACCUGAACGCCCCCUGCCCCGCCAAGCCUUCGCUCGCCAACUCUGGUUGCUCUUCGAAUUCCCCGAGAGCUCGCAGGCCGCGCGUGUGCUCGCUGUCGUCUCUGUGCUUGUCAUCCUCGUCUCCAUCGUUGUCUUCUGCCUGGAAACGCUGCCCGACUUCCGCGAUGACCGUGACAACCCGGGGGUGGCCGCCACUGGCCCGUUCUCCGCUCGGCUGAAUGGUUCCAGCUCGGUGCCAGGACCCCCACCCCGAAUGCCUUUCGAUGACCCGUUCUUUGUGGUGGAGACACUGUGCAUCUGUUGGUUCUCCUUCGAGCUACUGGUGCGACUGGUGGCCUGCCCGAGCAAGGCAGCCUUCUUCAAGAAUGUGAUGAACCUGAUCGAUUUUGUGGCUAUCCUGCCCUACUUUGUGGCACUGGGUACGGAGCUGGCCCGGCAGCGGGGGGUGGGCCAGCCCGCCAUGUCGCUGGCCAUCCUGCGAGUCAUCCGGCUAGUGCGUGUCUUCCGAAUCUUCAAGCUUUCACGGCACUCAAAGGGUCUGCAGAUUUUGGGUCAGACGCUGCGGGCCUCCAUGCGGGAACUAGGUCUCCUUAUUUUCUUCCUCUUUAUUGGUGUGGUCCUCUUCUCCAGCGCAGUUUAUUUUGCCGAGGUCGACCGGGAGGACACCUAUUUCACCAGCAUCCCUGAGUCCUUCUGGUGGGCAGUGGUCACUAUGACCACAGUUGGCUAUGGAGAUAUGGCCCCGGUCACCGUGGGUGGCAAGAUCGUGGGCUCCCUGUGUGCCAUCGCAGGCGUGCUGACCAUUUCUCUGCCGGUGCCUGUCAUUGUCUCCAAUUUCAGCUACUUUUACCACCGGGAGACAGAAGGUGAAGAGGAAGGGAUGUACAGCCAUGUGGACACACAGCCCUGUGGCACAUUGGAGGGCAAGGUCAAUGGGGGGUUAAUGGAUGGAGAGGUGCCUGAGCUACCACCUCCGCUCUGGUCCCCUCCUGGGAAACACCUGGUCACUGAAGUGUGAGAUAAAGUUGAGGUCUGUGGAACCUCACACCUCC
Molecule: messenger RNA, 1483 nt
Organism: Chrysochloris asiatica (Cape golden mole)
Lineage: Eukaryota; Metazoa; Chordata; Mammalia; Afrosoricida; Chrysochloridae
Gene: KCNA7
Product: potassium voltage-gated channel, shaker-related subfamily, member 7
Exons: 3
Coding region: 88-1449 (453 amino acids)
Biological process (GO): potassium ion transmembrane transport; protein homooligomerization
Cellular component (GO): membrane; voltage-gated potassium channel complex
Molecular function (GO): delayed rectifier potassium channel activity; protein binding
Source: RefSeq, a predicted model, not a curated record